GUGCGCAUGCCCACAAGUGACGGUUCCGUCCACUUCCUUGUCUUCCAGAAGGAGCGUGGUGAAGAUGGCGGCGGAAAAGUCGAUGCCGAGUGAUCUCUAUAAAUGCGUUUAUUCGUUUCUGCUCGAGAACAAGUUCACCAAAGCGGCUCAGCAGUUUCUGAAACAGACUAAAGUGACUCCACAAGAUGAAAAUGAGGAAACCCUCGUCAACAUCUACAACUUCUGGGUGAAGUCUCCUGAAGCCAGAAAACGAAAAGUGUCUCCUAACGAGGCUGAAGGUACAAACGGCCCAUCAGCCAAGAAAGCAAAAACCAGUACAGAGAGCUCCAGCAGCGAAGAGUCAAGCAGCGAGGAUGAAGAGGCUGUUACAAAACCAACUAAGGCAGCCCCUGCAGUCAAGGUGGUGCCUGCUAAAGCAGCAGCAGCAGCUCCUAAAGCUGCAUCCAGCAGCAGUGAAGACUCCAGUGACUCAGAGGAGGAGAAGGCCCCUACUAAGGCUCCUGCAAAGGCCCCUGUGAAGUCGCCGGCUGCACCUGCUGCUGGGAGGAAGAAAGACAGCAGCUCUAGCAGUGAAGAGUCUGAUUCUGAGGACGAGCAGCCGGCCAAAGCAUCUGCAAAAGCCAAGGCUGGUGCUGUCACAACACCCAAAACAGCUGUUCCUGCCAAAGGUGCAGCUCAGAAAAAGCAAGAGAGCAGCAGUAGUGAAGAUAGCUCCUCAGAUUCUGAAGACGAAGAACCAGCCAAGGCUCCAGCCAAACCAGCUCCAGCCAAAGCUCCCCCAGUAAAGACGGCUGCAGCUGCUGCUGAAUCAAGCAGCGAAGACUCAUCUGAAGAUGAGGCUCCUCCCAGCAAAAAACCCAAAGCAGGAGCGUACAGCGCAGUCCCACCUCCUGCAUCAGUCCAGAAAGCUCCACCUGCACCAGCAGCCAGCAAGGCCCAGGACAGCGAGUCCUCAGACAGCAGUGAUGAGGAGGAAGAGAAGAAAGUAGCUGCAAAACCUGCAGCGGCAAAAACUGCUGUCGCCAAACCUGCUGCAAAGAAGCAGGAGUCCAGCUCUGAAAGCUCAGAUUCAAGCUCAGAUGAAGAGGAGGCAAAGAAGCCUGCGGUCAAAGCCGCCCCGGUCAAAGCUGCACCAGCCAAGGCUGCACCUGCUAAAGAGGAAGAUUCAGACUCAUCAAGUUCAGAUGACGAAGAGGAGGCAAAGAAACCUGCAGCGAAGGUAAAUCCUGCCAAGGCUGCUCCAGCUAAACCUGCUGCCGCUAAAGCCACAGCUGCUAAAGAAGACUCCUCAGAGGAGGACUCCAGUUCAGAAGAAGAAGAGGAGAAGACGACAAAGAAGCCCGCGGCUAAGCCUGCACCUGCUAAGACUGCCCCAGCUAAAAAAGACGAGUCCUCGAGCUCAGAAAGCAGCUCUGAAGAUGAUGCUCCAGCAAAACCUGCCGCUAAAACUGCCCCACCAAAGCCUGCCGCUGCUCCUAAACGCCCAGCUAAGGCAGCAGAGAGCAGCUCGGAUUCAGAGGACUCCUCUGAGGACGAGGAAGAACAAGUUAAAGCCAAACCUGCGGCUAAACCAGCUACCCCGGCUUCAAAGCCUGCUACCCCCGCAGCAAAGCCUCCUGCAGCGAAGCCUCCUGCAGCAGCAGAGAGCAGCUCAGACUCUGACUCAUCCGAGGAUGAGGAGGAACCAGCUAAGGCUAAGCCUACAGCAGCUAAACCAGCCACACCAGCUGCAAAGCCCACUACUCCUGCAGCAAAGCCUGCUGCUGCAGCAGAGAGCAGCUCAGACUCUGACUCGUCUUCUGAAGACGAAGAACCAGCAGUCAAGGCUAAACCUGCUGCAGCUAAGCCAGCUAAGCCAGCCUCAAAGCCUGCUACUCCUGCAGCAAAGCCUGCUGCUGCAGCAGAGAGCAGCUCAGACUCCGACUCGUCCUCUGAGGAUGAAGCAGUGAAAGCCAAGCCAGCAGCAGCUAAACCAGCAACCCUGGUCACAAAGCCUGCUGCCAAACCUGCUGCAAAGCCUGCUGCUGCAGCAGAGAGUAGCUCAGACUCCGACUCUUCUGAGGAUGAGGAAGAACCAGCGAAGGCUAAGCCAACAGCAGCAGCAAAACCAGCCACACCAGCUGCAAAGCCCACUACUCCUGUUGCAAAGCUUGCUGCUGCAGCAGAGAGCAGCUUAGACUCUGACUCAUCUUCUGAAGACGAAGAACCAGCAGUCAAGGCUAAAGCUGCUGCAGCUAAACCAGCUAAGCCAGCCUCAAAGCCUGCUACUCCUGCAGCAAAGCCUGCUGCUGCAGCAGAGAGCAGCUCGGACUCUGACUCGUCCUCUGAGGAUGACGACGAACCAGUGAAAGCCAAGCCAGCAGCAGCAGCAGCUAAAGCAGCUACACCAGUUACAAAGCCUGCCGCAAAGGCUGCGGCAGCAGCAGACAGCAGCUCUGACUCGGACAGCUCAGACUCUGAGAGUGAGGCAGCCAAACCUGCAGUCAAGAAACAAGCAGCAGCAGUGACCCCUGCUGGCACACCCACAGCCAAAAAGGCAGCUGCAGCUUCAACAAAGAAGGCUGAGAGCAGCUCCGAGUCUUCAGACAGCUCUGACUCAGAGACCGAAACAAAGUCCACUCCUGCAAAGCCUGCGGUCACCAAUGGCAAAGCAGCAACACCCAAAGCAGCAACACCCAAAGCAGCGGCAGCCAAGACUCCAGCAGAGUCGUCAUCCAGCGACAGCAGCUCCGACGAGGAAGAGGCCAGUAAAAGCAAACCUGCUACACCUGCCGCAACGCCCAAGGUGACCCCAGCAGCUAAAGCUAAAGAGAGCAGCAGCUCGUCAGACAGUUCAUCAGAUGAGGAGGAAGCACCAAAAAAAGCAGCCACAGCGCCCACCACCCCUGUCACAAACGGCACAAUCAGAAAGAGAAAAAGAGAUGAGGAGUCGUCAGAAAGUGAAGAGGAAGAGGCAGCAGAUAAGACACCGAAAAACAAGAAAGCAGUUAAGACGCCACAGACAUUUCCUAAAGCCAAUAAGAAGUCCUCCAACAUACCGUUCCGUAGAAUAAGAGAGGAGGAAGUAGCAGUGGAUCCCCGUCUUGCAGAUAACUCUUUUGAGGCGAAGUUCGGAGCCGAGGGGGACUGGGGCCAGAAAGCCAACGACGUGCUCAAGUUCACAAAAGGUAAAUCAUUCCGCCACGAAAAGACGAAGAAGAAGAGGGGAAGCUACCGCGGCGGAGCCAUCUCCACCACAAUCAACUCUAUUAAGUUUGACAGUGACUGAGGACAUUCCCUCUCUGGUCCCUCCCUCCUGAACUUUACUGCACCUGUGUGAUCAGGACUACCGGUUGUCUGCAUCCUCCCCCUGUAAACAGUUUCUCUAUCACCACGACUCAGCAGCAGCAGCACGCUGACAGAGGAAUUUGACCCAUAGAGCUGAGCUGGCACGUUUUAGUUAGCUGCCCUUAGUUUGUAAUGGAGAGCAUUCGUUUGAUCUGUGAUCUGAAGCAGCAGUUUGUGACGCUGUGGCAGCAGGAGAGAGAUGUUCCCAAACUGCGAAAGGUUGACAUCCAUUACCACUUAUAGCCACUAGGUGGCUGCAGGUCACCUGUUAAUGGUAAAACGCCAAUGUGUAUUAGGCCCCCUUUUUCUUGGUCUUUUUUUACUUGUGCUCUACUCUCAAAUGACAAAGGUGUCGUCAUUUCUUUCUAAUCCUUUUUCCCUCAUUUAUCUAUGUAUGUAUGGCAACCAUCCAUCCCUGCAGGGUCUUUAUAAUGCAUUAAAAAGGCUGAUUCUUUUUUUUUCUUUUUAUGCAUAACAUGGAUUCUUCAAGUCUGUUUGGUUUGUCGAUUUUUAUUUGGCCACAAUUAAAAGUGGGGAGGGUGUGUACUCUGUUUUUUUCUCUUUACAUUACAUAAACAUCUGGAGGGUAGAACUGAGUUUUAUACUGUGUAUUUAUUAAGUUUUAUUCCAUAUCAAUGUUUAGGACCUCAGAUGGGUUAUUUUUGUCCUGCGAUCCUGAAGCCAUCUUGCUUUAAUAAAAUCAUUGUUUCUUCUGCUGUGAGGAUAGCCCUGUCACACCCUAAUGCUCAUUAGUGGUGUUGAAUUUAUUAAUCACCAAUAGAACUAAGAGCCAUGUUUGUUUCAGUUGUUUGAAUUUACUGUACAAACUUUGUUAUUUUGUAUUAAUUCUUGUCACUGUAAUUAAAGGCCUAAAAGAUUAAAUGUGGGUGUGAUGAA
This is a messenger RNA of Plectropomus leopardus (leopard coralgrouper), 4224 nucleotides long. RefSeq names its product nucleolar and coiled-body phosphoprotein 1 (gene nolc1). The record is from RefSeq and is a predicted model, not a curated record. Gene Ontology annotation, molecular function: protein binding. NCBI's taxonomy places the organism in Eukaryota, Metazoa, Chordata, Actinopteri, Perciformes, Serranidae. Gene Ontology annotation, cellular component: nucleoplasm; nucleolus.